Heterotrigona itama is the source of this 7082-nucleotide messenger RNA. The record is from the annotation of a GenBank genome assembly. Lineage: Eukaryota; Metazoa; Arthropoda; Insecta; Hymenoptera; Apidae.
AUGAGAAUAAAACUGCCAGAAAAGGUAAACUAUCAUCCGUCCGCCUCUCUCUCUCCUUUUGUGUUUUCGCUGGUACAGCAUUCGCAGUAGAAGCGGUCGGCUUCUUUAUCAGCCCCCGUGUCUGAUCGUUGUCAACAAGAGGCAAUUUAUUCUCUCCGGAGUCAAUUGGCAAACAGUUCUAUGUACACUCGCUUUAUUAGCGUGUUGAUAAAAGCACGUUCGUCCGUCUUCCUUUCCCCCGCACUGGAUGAAAUCCUCUCUUUCUUCCUCCCGGAUUGUGUUAGCCCGUCCUGCUUGGACCGUUUCGAUCGUUCGUCAUCUUGCUCGUUCCUUCGCGUCGAUUCGCGCGAUUCUUUCUUCUUCUCGACCGAUGAUCUCCUCGUUGACCCUCGACCUCCGUGACUGAUAACCCUUUCCUUUCUUCGUAGAGCGCGUUUCUUUUUUUCUUCCCGUCCGAGAACGUCGGUUAUCUGCAGCUUCUGGGUAAGUACGCGACGCGAUCGUGAACGUAUGACGAUCUUACUGGGAAAACCAGGUCAGCCUGCUGCGACACAAAGCAGUAUCGUCGAAGCGUCGAGGAUGAUGUCGCGGUACACCGAUCGUUUCCUCGUCACUCUAGCUUUCCUCUGUUUCAUCAUCGCUCUCGCCCACGCGGUACGUGCUCUUUUCCUUUCUUUUUCUCUUGUUCCUUCGGCCACCGGGCCGAGAUGAUUUUCCCGAAACGAAUCUUACCUGAAGAACUGUCGCGUCUCUUUCAACGAAAUGAAUUCGAUAUUUUUCAUGACUCGCUGUCAUUGUUGUACGUUACCGCUCGUAACUGUGAACGAUAUUAUUUUUUCCUUGUACAACGACAUGUCUCUUGCUUUUUAUUUUUCUAUUGUCGCUGCACUAUAACGCGUGAAGAAUACUACGUUUAUUAUAUAUACGUUGCAAUGUGAUUGUGUAUUGAAUAAAGAAUUUAUUAUAGAAGAUCUAAGGUGAUUAUUUCUGACAACAAUGCCGAGAAAGUAUUUGAAGAGCAACUAGAUAAUCGGUGAAAAUUUAUUAAAAAAAUUCUGACGAAGAAAAUAGACGAUUUGAACGACGACAGCGUGUUUUUCUUUUUUUUUUCUCCCUUUAUUUACACUUCUACGUAGCUUCUGUGUUUCACUCGCGCUGACGAUCUCACAGAAAAGAAGUAACUUAUUAAUAUGUAUUAAUCAGAUAAGCGUUGAUAACGGGGGCGAUAAAAGUAAAGAAUGUAAGCCUCAGUAACAGUCGAAACGAAAAAAGUAUAAUGUUCGUUUCUGUGUUCAUCUGUCUCUGAUGAAAAAUUAAGAAUACAAAAUAAAGUAUAACAAUCGUGUAACGUUGUUGUUUACUUGCGAGAUUAGUCGCCACAGUGUUGAAAAUUAAUUAAUUUGAAAUUAAUAAAAUCUCCACUAUUACUGUCCUUAGUGCCAAAAAUAAAUUUCUCACGUAGCAUAUUGUACUUCGAUCUUCAAUUUACAAAUAGAUCUACGAUCCCAAAGAGGUAACAACGAAACCACCGAAACAGAGAGAGCCAGUGCUCCCUUGGUACACGCCUGGCAGAGUCGACUCUAGCGAGGAUCUGUCACGUUCUCCAAAAUGGCAGGUAGAUCCGGACAGUCCCAGGAAACCGAUCGUAAUUGACGCUGAAUCGAAGUUGAAAUGGAGCGCUUGGAAGAGGAACCAGGGUAGUGACAUCGAGCAUAGAACGGAGAUCUCUGAUGAUUCUCAAAACACGACAGAUUUCGAUCAACACGCUGGCUCUUCCUUGGAGUAUAGUGGAGCACGGCUGGAACAGCAGGAACAAAACAAAGACCUCCCUCCGAGCCCUGAUGAUUUUCAAAAGCAGAAAGACAAGGAGAAGAAAGAGGAUGCUUGCAAAGAAACUAAUUCCCAGACAGUGAUGAAGGAUGACGAUCAGGAUGAUUUUUACAAAGGAGUGCCACCUGACAGCAAGAAGUCGCGCAAGGAGAAAAUCUAUCAAUCGACGAAACAGAAAUUGACGGUGGCUCGAUACGACGACAAACAAGGUGUCCAGUGCCCGGAAUUCGACUCGACCGGGCAAUUCGUGUACCCCCCUAACUGUCAAUUUUUCGUAAACUGCUGGAAGGGGAGAGCUUUCGUUCAGCCGUGUGCCCCUGGUACUCUCUUCAAUCCGGACACCUUGGAAUGCGAUUUCCCGCACAAAGUUAAAUGCUACGGCAAUGAAGUAGCUGAAUUCCCAUCGGACAAGCAUUUCGAUUCAUCGGAGAAUCGCGAGCCAUUGUUAUCUGGAAGUCAUCAAGGUUACAUGGAACAUGGACGGCCACAGGAGCCACGAUGUCCACCGCAUAUAACAGGCUUGAUAACGCAUCCUUCAGACUGCACGAAAUUCUUGCAAUGUGCAAACGGUGGAACGUACGUCAUGGAUUGUGCUCCUGGCACUGUGUUCAAUCCCUCCAUAAGCGUUUGCGAUUGGCCGAACAACGUAAGAGGCUGCGAAGACGCUGUGAAGUCCAAAGAAGAAGUCACGACGCCACUGGUCCCUCCCGACUAUUACGAAGACUAUGGAAAGUUACAAUAUUCUAAACCUGAACAGGCGAGGAAAAUCGCUUGCCCAGCUGGUUACACAGGACUGUUGCCCCAUCCAGACACCUGCAAGAAAUUUCUCCAAUGUACGAAUGGUGGGACAUUCGUCAUGGAUUGCGGACCCGGUACAGCUUUCAAUCCGGCGAUCUCUGUCUGCGAUUGGCCGUACAAUGUGCCUAGUUGCAACAAAGAUAAACCAUCGCGAACGCAACACUCGCUCGAUUUACCUACACCAGCCACCUACAAACCGUGGCCUUCGUCUCACGGUUCCACAGACUCGAGAGCAACUUGGCAACACACUCACCAACACAACCACACGUCACAGGGUCGUUACAGGCCAGGUUACACGCGCGACCAUCCUAAUCACUCCGUAACGACAGGUCGUCCAGGAACAGACUGGGACUCCUUGAGACCGACGUGGAUACCAAGCUGGAAACCAAGUGCUUGGACUACUGCCACGCCACCGUACUCUCAAGGCCAGCAAUCUACUAACGAACAACACCGACACAACGAUCACGAUCGAUGGGAUCACGCGUCAGGAUCAGGUCGCGAACACCCUCAAUGGAAUCAUCAGAAUAGAUACCAUCAUCAUUAUCAUCGUCACCAUCAUUAUCCUCACGGACCGGUUCACGAUUCCGACAGAAAUACCGAGACGCAGCAACCUGUGGCUACCCAAACGCCAGGAAGUCAAGAAACUGAGACAACUGGAGGCUGGCAUUCCAGUCACGGAUAUCGACACGAGCAUCGUCAUUAUCAUUACGGCGAUAGUAGGCCAGAGACCGUUCCCAGUUAUCCGUGGAGUGCUAUGGACUCUGGUCAACAGACUCAACAGCCCGUCUUUGAUCAGAAGCCACCUACUCGAAGAUUCGAUUAUCCCUCUGACAGAGAUUUUGCAUUUGGAGAUGGUAUCGCGAAUCAGGGUCGAGAGUUCACGCCUAACAGGCAGCAGUAUGGAAGAACUGGCCCCGCGUUUUCUUCAGGAUCAGGGUCUGACGUUUAUGUGAAUCGUAACUAUCAGUCGUCCGGGGAUGGUGAUUCGAGGUUCCACAUGCAGACUGCGGAGAACAGGACGAGCUGGCAACCAGUGGCAACGGGGAACAGCUUUGUUCCUGGCAGCUGGAGCCAACAAGGUGCAGGACAGGUGCCAAGUCAGAAUCAGGAUCAGAAUCGACAGUGGGAUCAAGGUCCCUCCGACGUGGAUGACAAAUUUCGUGAAUGGCGAUCUGAAACGAAUAUUUAUCAGAGCACGGCCAAUAAGCAAGCAGACUCCAAGUUAAACGCAUGGCCGAAUAUUUUUCUCCAUGGUAAAGGUCAACAUGGAUCAGAAACAAAGAAUACUUCAACCGAUUCGUUGAAACUUUCAAACUACCCAAAUGGCAUACACGUGAAUUUAAACGGCACAAGAGGGCAUUUUAUCACGAAGGAAAUCGAAAUAGAUCAAGGCCAUUCGAAAACGAAGACCUACAGGUCGAACGAUCUUCGCGGCUCGAACGAGUUUGACAAAAGCGACGGAAAUGUCUACGUCGACUCUCAAACCACCAAUUUUGAUUACAUACCGUCCGUGGUUCUUCAGCCACCACCCAUUUCCGUCGGUGAUCGUUCACCCGAGUCUGAGAACACGCGUCACGGGGACAGAUAUCCAAAAAAUUACUGGACGAGUAACUCGAAUCCUGCGAGUUCUGAAGAUUUAAAUGAAUCUGGUAGUCAUUACAACCGUGUGUCCGUGCCAUCGUCGAACCUUCAGCCACCGUACCCAUCUCUCAACUGGUCCCCAAGCUUUCCAUCGUUGGUAAAUUUCUCAGAACCUGAUAGUUACGGUCCAUCUACGAAUCUUCAACCGCCCUUCUAUCGACCUGUAUCGAACAAUACGUUCCCCGUCGGCUGGCAGUAUCCGUCAGUUCCGUCCAUCGAACUUCAACCGUCUUCAACUUCAUUCGUCGAACCGACGAGAUACCACAUGCAGAAUUUUACGCGUCCGAGACAACUGGAUAAUUUUCAACCUUUGAGUCAGCUGAUCCCUUCAAAUUUCGUACCAAACGUCACCGGCCAGUAUCCGCAUGUUCCGUCGAGCAAUCUCGAGCCGCCGUUCGAGGAACCCAGUGAUCGGACCAAUGAUUCGUCUGACGCACGAUUCGUCAGUAGCACGACUCGGAGAAUCGCGCCAAACGCGCAGAAGCUUCAUCAGAGUAACGAGAGGCGUGGAGGUGAAACGAGCACGACGACCGAUUCGAACGUGCCCGUUGUGUGGAUAGAGGAUGAAAGUACUUCGACUACGGGUUAUCCAGCCGUUGUCGAGCCUGAUUUCGACUACGAGGUCGACGUGCUAGACGACAGGGAAGCUUGGAAACCGGUAUUGGUUUUUGAGAACAGAACUCAGACGACUACGACGGAGUCUUCUGUCAUUAUGAAGAUCAACAAGAAGAAAGCGGACGUGGAUCUGUUUAAUAUCGAAGCUGCUCCGUUCGAGGAUGGUAAUUCGACUUAGGGGUGCUUCUUACCCCUACGUUGGAUACGUCGAAGUACAAGGUGCGAAUCCUGGUUGGGGAAUCGUUUGUGACUCGAAGUACAGCUGGACUUUGAAAGAAGCGCAUGUCGUGUGCAAACAACUUGGCUAUCCCAGCGGCGCCGAGGCGGCUUGGCAAGGGAGAGACUCUCGCAACGGUGUGCCAACUUGGAUCGCAGCAAACUCUGUCUCGUGUCAGGACCGCGAGAGCAAAUUUCAAUCGUGCAAAUUCACGCACGGACAGCAAUGUCGCGUGGAGAGGGACGCAGUCGGCGUAAGAUGCGUGCAGAAUCGCGUGGCUCACUGUCGCAAGGACGAGAUACCGCACGAGGGGCAAUGUUAUCACUUAGCCGAGCCUGAGAACGGCCUGAACCACCAGGAAGCGUUGGAUUAUUGCACACAGCGACAGUCACGGCUCCUCGAUAUCACCAGCCAAGCGGAGAACGAUUUCAUUUCCGAGUGGGUGUUGCAAACUCGCCCGGAAGUCGCAUCGAUUAUGACUUCUGGCGUCGGCUUCACUACCAUGAAUCGCACCCUCUGGCUUUGGGAGGAUUCUUCUCGCGCGAAAUUUAGGUUCACGAAAUGGUGGCCAGGUUGGAUGGGGGACAAGAAACAUCCCCCAAUCGUGGGCUUUCGACCUGCUUGCAUAGUAAUGAAGCGGAAAUUCCCAUGUCACGACAGGCCAGACUCGAUAUGCGUAGCUGAUUAUUUCUUCUGGGACGCGGAGGACUGCGCUGCCUCUGGCAAAGGCCACUCUUUCAUUUGCAAGAGGCCCUACGAUGACAUUGGUUGCAUUUAUGGGAAAGGAAGUCAGUACGCUGGAACAGCGAAUGUCACGGCGUCGGGGAAAGAAUGUUUAUCGUGGGGUGAUCCGGAGGUUGCCCAUCCGCUCGAAAUCCAUGUUCUUAAUCGAGAUGUGCGAGAAAAACUGAAGAGCCACAAUUACUGCAGAAAUCCGAAUUCGAACAGAGAGAACAAGCCUUGGUGUUUCGCGGGGCCACGUGGGGAGAAGGAGCGUUGCGACAUUCCAUCUUGUGGGAAUCUAGGUUCUCAGAGAUCGGUUUCGAUGGGUCAAUGCAUGCCCAGGCAUUUCGAGUGCUCACCGGGAGAAUGUAUUCCUUCGACAUGGGUCUGCGAUGGAGAAGAAGAUUGCACGGAUGGAAUAGACGAGAGGAGUUGCGUUUCAUAUAUGGAUUUAUAUCAGAAGUAUUCCAAGCAUAAACUUGAAGGGUAUGACGUUCAGAAGUGGUUGCACACAUCGUUGAAGACGUGCGCUCUCAGAUGCAAAGACGCUGAUUUUACGUGCCGAUCCUUUUCACAUAAGGCAGACGAGAAUAUUUGUUUCUUAAGCGACAGCAACGUGGGAAUGACGGGGUCUUUGAAGCCUAACAAAGAAUACGACUACUACGAGAUGAAAGACAGAAGCGUCGAGUGCAAAGGAAUGUUCGUCUGUGAGAAUCGCAAGUGCAUAAAUCAGACCCAAGUGUGCAACGGAAAGAACGACUGUAACGAUCGUAGCGACGAAACUAUCUGCACCGUGGAAAAUUUGGAUUACGAUAUUCGGCUGGCUGGCACGGAAAGCGACUACCAAGGCAGAGUUGAAGUUAAAAUUCUGGGCGUGUGGGGACAAGUGUGCGACGAUGGUUUCGGAAUGAUCGACGCUGACGUAAUUUGCAAAGAGCUUGGCUUCGUUCUUGGCGCUCUGGAAGUGACACCGGGAGGAUUCUUCGGGAAUAUGGACCCACCAACUAGAUUUAUGGUCGAUCAGUUAAAAUGCCGAGGCAACGAGACUUCUUUACGCGAAUGUGAUUUUGAUGGUUGGGGUGUUCACAAUUGUCAACCGGAAGAGGCGGUGGGCAUUGUUUGCAAAACUGCGGUUAAUACUUGUCAGGAUGGCCACUGGAAGUGUGACAAAAGUCCAAUGUGUAUUCCAACUGCGUUUAUAUGCGACGAGGUCCUCGAUUGUCCGGACGGUUCCGACGAGAAUUCUGAACAUUGUGAC